Molecule: messenger RNA, 1211 nt
Organism: Cannabis sativa
Lineage: Eukaryota; Viridiplantae; Streptophyta; Magnoliopsida; Rosales; Cannabaceae
Exons: 2
Coding region: 160-936 (258 amino acids)
Cellular component (GO): ribonucleoprotein complex
Molecular function (GO): RNA binding
Source: RefSeq, a predicted model, not a curated record
AAAAACCCAUAGAUAGAACUACAGUAUUCGACUAAGUUUAAUUUCUCUUUACUUUUUUUCUUUGAAUACAGACACGAAUACACACUUAGAAGGGAGCUCUCAUCUCAGGUGCUUUCUUCGCAAACCCGUUUCUCAAACUUGAAAGUUGAAACAACUACAAUGUUCUAUAGAGGUAACUAUGCUGAUGGUGGGGAUGGGCGUGAAAUGGGUGCAAAGCGUCAGCGGGUAGUUGAACAGGGCUCUUCAUUUUAUGGGACUUCCCCUGGUCCAAGUUUUAUGUACAACCCUACUCCUUUUGGGUAUGUAGGCCAACCUCCACCUUUCCCAGUGGUCAAACUUCGUGGUCUGCCAUUUGAUUGUACAGAAGUUCAUGUGGCUGAAUUCUUCCAUGGUCUGGACAUAGUUGAUGUUCUCUUUGUCCACAAGAAUGGAAAGUUCACGGGGGAAGCUUUCUGUGUUUUUGGGUAUCCUCUUCAAGUUGACUUUGCACUUCAAAGGAAUAGACAGAACAUGGGCAGGCGAUAUGUUGAAGUGUUCAGAAGUAAGAGGCAGGAGUAUUACAAGGCAAUUGCUGGUGAAGUUUUAGAUUCUCGUGGUGGAUCUCCUCGCCGAAGUGUCCCAAUAUCUAAAUCUUAUGAUGAAGGGAAGGAUACCGCUGAACAUACAGGGAUAUUAAGGUUGAGGGGAUUGCCAUUUUCAGCUGGCAAAGAUGAUAUUAUUGAGUUUUUUAAGGAUUUUAUGUUGAUAGAAGACUCUAUUCAUUUUACCUUGAAUUCAGAAGGGAGGCCAACUGGGGAAGCAUUUGUUGAGUUUCCAACAGCUGAAGAUUCUAAGGGAGCAAUGGCAAAGGAUAGAAUGACUCUUGGUAGUCGAUAUAUAGAAUUGUUUCCAUCAUCGCAUGAGGAGUUGGAUGAAGCUCUUUUAAGAGGGCGGUGAUUCCCUGUUAGAGUUUUUCUUCCAUUUUUUCCCCUGUUGGUACUUGUUGUGUCUUUAGUUUCAUUUUCCUUGUUUGGAAUUUUGCGUAAUAUCCUGAUUUCGAAGUAGUAUGUUUUUAUAUAGUUUUCUUUUUUUAAUCUUUAUUUUUUUGUUUGUACUUUUUAUUUGCUGGGGACUUUUAUCUAUUGAGGAUAUGUAGGAUUGGUGUUUAGAAUUAUACAACAGAAGCUAUUGCAUUUAGUUUGAUUGUAUGAUGUUGCCGUUGCCAGUGUCAA